This is a messenger RNA of Penicillium bovifimosum, 213 nucleotides long. RefSeq lists its product as uncharacterized. The record is from RefSeq and is a predicted model, not a curated record. Lineage: Eukaryota; Fungi; Ascomycota; Eurotiomycetes; Eurotiales; Aspergillaceae. The coding region runs from base 1 to 213 and encodes 70 amino acids. The transcript has 2 exons.
AUGGCCUCUCAGUUUGCGCGUCCUUUAGCUCGGCACUUUUCGGCCCAUCGUCCUCGCCCAGACUCGCGCGCUGUACGCGCCGUAGCCAUGGGCUGCAUCGUCUCGGGCGUGGUGCUUCCAUUUAUCCCACCUGCUCUGGAGAGUUCGCGACAACGGAGGUCUGGCAGACCUACUAGCGCAAAGAACCCCCCACUUUGCUUCCAUGCGCGAUAG